Messenger RNA from Penicillium robsamsonii, 1152 nucleotides. Its product is annotated as 3'-5'-exodeoxyribonuclease. Gene Ontology annotation, molecular function: 3'-5'-DNA exonuclease activity. The transcript is spliced from 6 exons. NCBI's taxonomy places the organism in Eukaryota, Fungi, Ascomycota, Eurotiomycetes, Eurotiales, Aspergillaceae. The record is from RefSeq and is a predicted model, not a curated record. Gene Ontology annotation, cellular component: cytosol. Bases 1 to 1152 code for a protein of 383 amino acids.
AUGCAAAUCAAAUCUGCUGGCAGCUGUGCUUUGAAAAUUUUCAGCCGCAAUAUCACCUCGACUGUGGGGUCGACAGGGAUAGAUAGAACCGUCCCGUUAGGAUUUUAUACGAGUCGCAGCUUGGCUGGUGUGUCUUCUAUAAAUUCCAUAUCUGCUGGAAAUCCCAGAACAAUCUCCACAACUGGAAGACAACAGACCACAUUAAAUAUGGCUGAACCUAAACCUCUCCGCUACGUCGAUAUUGGUAUCAACUUGAGUGACCCCGUUUUCCGCGGUGAAUAUCAUGGAAAGCAGGCCCAUGAAGACGACCUCGACGACGUUAUCCAGCGUGCUCGGGAUGUAGGCUGCUCAAAGUUUAUGGUAACCGGCUCAGACCUUGUAGAAUCGAAGCACGCUGUGCAUAUCGCCAGCAAAUACCCGGGCUUUUGUUACGCAACCGUUGGCGUACAUCCAUGCCAAGCAAAGCUUUUCGACGAGUACCCAGACGGUCCCUCAAAAAUGCUGGAGGAGCUCCGCGCUCUAGCAAUUGAAUCCAAACAAUCCGGCCACACCGUCGCUUUCGGCGAAAUCGGCCUUGAUUAUGACCGACUGUUCCUAAGCCCCAAGGAGCCACAGCUCAAAUAUUUUGAAGCCCAACUGGACCUGGCUGUUGAAAUCCAGCUCCCUUUAUUCCUCCACUCCAGAGCUGCGAGCGAGGACUUUGAGAGACUCCUUGCCCCAAGGCUUGCCAAGCUUCCCAAGCGGGGACUUGUGCACAGCUUCACGGGGACAAUGGAUGAAAUGAACCGGAUGGUUGCGUUGGGUCUUGACGUCGGUGUUAAUGGGUGUAGUAUGAAGACCGAGGAGAACCUGGAGGUUGUUAAAGCUAUUCCACUAGACCGGCUCCAAAUCGAAACUGAUGGGCCCUGGUGUGAAAUUCGCCCCUCUCAUGCAUCUGCAAAACACCUAAGUGGUGCACCGGAACUGCCAAAGGCUUUGAAGAAAGAGAAAUGGCAGAAGGGGUGUAUGGUGAAGGGUCGGAAUGAGCCUAUUGCCAUCGCUCGUGUUGCUCAUGUUAUUGCCAGCGUCAAGGGUAUCACCGUGGAGGAAGUUUGCGAAGCUGCUUGGAACAACUCUAUCAGAAUGUUUGGGUUGGGCGAGGAGUCGCCUUGA